Messenger RNA from Camelina sativa (false flax), 678 nucleotides. Its product is annotated as beta-galactosidase 16. NCBI's taxonomy places the organism in Eukaryota, Viridiplantae, Streptophyta, Magnoliopsida, Brassicales, Brassicaceae. Gene Ontology annotation, molecular function: carbohydrate binding. The record is from RefSeq and is a predicted model, not a curated record.
AAAAAUAAAAUGGGUGCUACUCAUUGUCGUUGUCAUGGCUUCAUAAUAGUUCUUGUUAUGUUUCUUUCCUCUAUCUCUUGUUUACCUUCAAAACUGGACGUUUAUUAUGAUGCGAGAGGUAUCAAAAUCGAAGUUGGCCUGAAACAAAAUCUCUAUGAUUCCAUUCCUAACCCUCGUAGUGAUUUUGGUAGUUCUCUUCCUACGUUGGCCAAUCAGAUUCCAGUUUGUCGUCACCAAAACAGGUCUAGGGCCCCCGUAUUGAUAUUUGAUUGCAAAGAGAAAGGAUAUGUUUUCACAAAGAUUAAUUUCGCUGACUACGGCCAUGCAAGUGGUGAUUGUGGUAACUUUAGACGCGGCAAUUGCGGCGCACCCGAUACCUUGAGGCUCGUCAAAAAGAAUUGUCUUAGAAAAUGGCAGUGUGUGCUUCUUUUGGGGAGAGGGGACGAGAUGUUUGGCCCGACACACUGCAAGAGUCCUCCUUGGUUCGUUGUUGAAGCUACUUGUACAAAAACUUAGGUCUCUACUGCACAAGUGUUUCUUUAUAAUUUUUUCAAACUUAGGUCCCAACUUUGCAGCUUCAGCCUUAAUGCUUUGAUCUAAGUUUGUCAUUGAUCAUAUUCAUACUAGGGCUCGUACCUCCCACAAGAUCGUGGAAAUUUUUGUCGUACAUGUAUUAUU